AUGGAGAAGUGGGUGUUGGGCUAUUUGGCUUCCUUAAUGCGAAUGUCCAUUCGAGAACCAGAUAGUAUAUCACUACUAAAAACAGCUCAGAUAAAAAAAUCCACAAUACGUCGCAGUUCAAUUCUGCGGGAUCUGAAAAGAGUGAAAAAUUACGAUCAUCGAAAAGGAGGAGAACAACUAUCUGCAGAAUGUGACUGCACGACAAAAACCAAUGUGAGAAGAUCAUGCUCUUUAACGCGAACAGAGAUUGAAAAAUAA
Messenger RNA from Angiostrongylus costaricensis, 258 nucleotides. NCBI's taxonomy places the organism in Eukaryota, Metazoa, Nematoda, Chromadorea, Rhabditida, Metastrongylidae. The record is from the annotation of a GenBank genome assembly.